This is a messenger RNA of Euleptes europaea (tarantolino), 1422 nucleotides long. RefSeq names its product macrophage receptor with collagenous structure (gene MARCO). Bases 19 to 1422 code for a protein of 467 amino acids. The transcript has 17 exons. Gene Ontology annotation, cellular component: membrane. Lineage: Eukaryota; Metazoa; Chordata; Lepidosauria; Squamata; Sphaerodactylidae. The record is from RefSeq and is a predicted model, not a curated record.
CUCUUCAGUGACAGCAGAAUGUUUACUCAUACAGAUAAGAUGAAUUUUGCGUCAUCUGAAAUUGCGGCAUUUGAAAUAAGCGAACCAAAAAGCCGGAAAAGGUGUUCCAAAAGCUGCACAUGGACCUUUGUUAUAGUGUACCUGAUUAUGCUCACUGCAGGCUUGGGAAUAUUGGCUUAUACAGUCUAUAAGAUGCACAAACGGAUAGAUCAGAUAAAUGAAACCUGCCCCCCUUUACCUGAAAAACUGAUGAGUCACAAUGAAACUGGACAGAUGAAGACUUUUUUGGAAACAAAUUUCCAGAGAGGGGAAGGAAGCUGGAUCAGGAAUUUAAAGGAAGAAAUCCACAUAAUCAAGAUGAGCAACCAACAACUGCAACUGAAAAUUGACAAUGUUACAGAACACUUUGAAGGCAAAGGUAUUCCAGGACCUCCAGGUGCCAAAGGAGAAAGAGGAGUUCCAGGAACAAAAGGUGACCAAGGCAAUAAAGGUGAAAAAGGAGACCAUGGCUUAAACGGAAGCAAAGGGGAUCGAGGGCCAAAGGGUGAUGGACAUCCAGGACCAAAAGGAGACAAUGGAAUUCCAGGAAUGAGAGGACUUCCUGGUGUCCAGGGAGAAAAGGGAACAGCAGGACCAAAGGGAACCAAAGGAGAACGAGGUAUGUCAGGCGAAAAAGUAAAUGCAAGUCAUCUGAUGCUUACUGGACCAAAAGGUGAACCAGGAAUGAAAGGAGAAAUGGGAGAAAAGGGAUCUCAAGGAAUUCAAGGAAAACCUGGUGAAAAGGGAGAUGUGGGGCCACCCGGACUGACUGGUGCUACAGGGCAGAAGGGUGACAGAGGGGAUCAAGGCAACCAGGGGCUUCAAGGACCAAAAGGAAAUCAAGGGGAAACGGGUAACAAAGGAGAUCCUGGCCUCCCAGGAAGAGAAGGGCUGAAGGGGGAUCAAGGAGCUUCGGGGGCCAGAGGUCUUCCUGGAGAAAAAGGAAGUAAAGGAAGCACUGGGGAUCCUGGACAUGAAGGUGGACCAGGAGCAAAAGGAGAAAAAGGAGAAAAAGGUGUUGUGGGGCCUCAAGGAUCCUCUGGGAUACAAGGGCCUAAAGGUGAAAAGGGUGCUCCAGCAAGAAGUCCCAACAUAAGAAUUGCUGAAGGAACUAACCGGGGCCGUGUUGAAAUUCUGUACAAUGGGCAAUGGGGUACAAUCUGUGAUGAUAGUUGGGACCGACGUGAUGGAGAGGUGGUUUGCCGAAUGUUGGGAUACAGUGGAACAGCCACUGCUUUCACUGCAACUGCAGGCACUGGAAAAAUCUGGCUGGAUGAGGUGAACUGCUUAGGAACAGAAUCCUCCAUUAAUUUGUGCACGAAAUCUGACUGGGGUGUACACAACUGCAUUCAUAAUGAAGAUGCUGGUGUAGAGUGUUCCUAA